This is a messenger RNA of Pyrus x bretschneideri (Chinese white pear), 4864 nucleotides long. RefSeq names its product ABC transporter G family member 28. The record is from RefSeq and is a predicted model, not a curated record. Gene Ontology annotation, molecular function: ATP binding; ATP hydrolysis activity; ABC-type transporter activity. NCBI's taxonomy places the organism in Eukaryota, Viridiplantae, Streptophyta, Magnoliopsida, Rosales, Rosaceae. The transcript has 12 exons. The coding region runs from base 303 to 3113 and encodes 936 amino acids.
CAAUCAGACCUUUCUCUCUCUCUCUCCCCUCCUCUUCCCUCGCCAGCUCUUUCUCCCAGCCAAACAAGCAAAACCCCCAAAGCUCCUCAGGUUUUCUGUUUCCCCAUGGCUUCCCACCAUCCUCCACCACCCCUCUCACUUUCUUCUCCCACCACUCUUCCUUCUCACCCUCUAACCACACUUCCCUAUCCCCACCGUACAUUUCCCGAAUCGCCACCUUCAACCGAUCGCAACCGCCAAUUGGACCGCUACAUUGCAAUCCGUCAGUCGAUUUCUCCGCUUGGAGGGUGAAGACGGCCGGUAUGAGCAGAGAGCAUCUCCAAAUUCUCUCUGUUAGGGUUUUCUCUUUGCUCGUUUUCUCCAGCUUCUUCUUCAGCUCGCCUCUGCCCCGAGCGGCGGGGCAGGAUUCCGAAGGCCGCGAUGGUGGCGGCAGAGUGUAUGACCUCGCCACCGAGCUCGUCUUGAGCCGCUACUCCAAUCUCACCCAUGUCUUCCGUGAUGAACUCCUCAAAAAGUUUGGCUUCUGCAUCAUCGACGUAGACGAGGAUUUGAAUGGGGCUUUCAAUUUCUCACAAGAUUCAAGCUUCAUUACCAACUGUGCUAAAAAAAUGGCAGGUGGAACGAUUGGGGAGGUUUUGGGUCGAUUGUGCACAGCCGCAGAAAUGCGGAUCUACGCUGGUGGUAUAUUGCAAACCAAGAAGACCACAUACUUAAAACCGAACAAGAACUGUAAUCUGUCAGCAUGGAUUUCUGGAUGUGAGCCUGGGUGGGCUUGUGCUUCUGCGGAGCAAGUUGAACUGAAAAAUCGAACUUAUGUGCCUGCCAGAACUGUCGAGUGUCAACCUUGUUGUGAGGGUUUCUUCUGCCCGCAAGGUCUUACUUGCAUGCUCCCUUGCCCAAAGGGUGCUUACUGCCCACUUGGAAAACUCAAUAACGGAUCUGGGAUAUGUGAGCCAUACAGCUAUCAGCUACCUCCUGGGAAGCAAAACCAUACUUGUGGAGGAGCAGCUAAGUGGGCUGAUGUCGUUAGCAGUAGAGAGGUAUUCUGUACCGGUGGAUCAUAUUGUCCGUCAACCAUCCGAAAAAUCCCUUGCAGUAGUGGACACUUUUGCAGGCAAGGUUCCACAACUGAGGAAGAUUGUUUCCGGAUGGCGACUUGUAAGUCGCAUUCAGAAAAUCAAAAUAUAACUGCAUAUGGUAUCAUGAUUUUUGCAGGAUUAAUUUUCAUCUUUCUCGUUAUAUAUAAUUUUUCUGACCAAGUUCUUGCCACCCGAGAAAAAAGACAAGCAAAAUCCAGGGAAAGAGCAGUUGAAAGUGUAAGAGAAAAUGCACAAGUGCGUGAAAAAUGGAAAUCUGCAAAAGACAUUGCUAAGAAGCAUGCAGUUGGACUGUCAACACAGUUUUCACGUACAUUUUCUCGCAGAAAAUCCACCAAGUCAGACCCGCUGAGAGGAUUUGGACAGGCUAAACCUGGAUCAGAUGCUGCCUUGCCAUCUAUGCCAACCGAGAUAGGUGAGCAAUCAGCUGGAACAUCUAAAGGAAAGGAAAAGGAAAAAAGAAACCUCACACAAAUGAUAAAAGCAAUUGAGGAAGACCCAAAUAGUCAUGAAGGCUUCAAUCUAGAAAUAGGAGAUAAAAACAUUAAAAAGCAAGCACCCAAAGCACCGAAAGGUAAGCAGUUGCAUACUCAGAGUCAAAUAUUCAAGUAUGCAUAUGGUCAAAUUGAGAAGGAAAAGGCAUUACAGGAGCAGAAUGCGAACUUAACCUUCUCCGGGGUCAUACAAAUGGCUGGUGAUCUUGAAAUCAGGAAGAGACCUCCAAUUGAGGUUGUUUUUAAAGAUCUAACUCUCACGUUGAAAGGGAAAAACAAACAUCUUUUGAGGUGUGUGACUGGGAAAAUAUCGCCUGGCCGGGUUUCAGCUGUCAUGGGUCCAUCUGGGGCUGGAAAAACAACAUUUCUUUCUGCCUUGGUUGGAAAAUUGAGGGGGUGCACAGUGAGUGGUAUGAUACUUGUAAAUGGAAAGAUGGAAGCUAUCCACUGUUACAAGAAAAUCAUUGGCUUUGUGCCACAAGAUGAUAUUGUGCAUGGAAAUUUGACAGUUGAAGAGAAUCUCUGGUUUAGCGCAAGAUGCAGACUCUCUGCUGAUCUGCCUAAACCAGAGAAGGUCUUAGUCGUUGAAAGGGUUAUUGAAUCUUUGGGUCUGCAGGCAGUGCGGGAUUCCCUGGUUGGAACGGUGGAGAAGCGAGGAAUCUCUGGAGGUCAAAGAAAGCGAGUAAAUGUUGGGCUGGAAAUGGUCAUGGAACCAUCACUUCUAAUUUUAGAUGAACCCACAUCUGGUUUGGAUAGUUCGUCUUCUAUUUUAUUACUGAAAGCUCUUCGACGUGAGGCUCUUGAAGGAGUUAACAUUUGCAUGGUUGUCCACCAACCUAGCUAUACCUUGUUCAAGAUGUUUGAUGAUUUGAUCCUUCUGGCUAAAGGGGGACUUAUGGUGUAUCAUGGACCAGUGAAGAAAAUUGAAGAGUACUUUGGUAGUCUUGGGAUUACUGUCCCUGAGCGUGUCAACCCUCCAGACUAUUUCAUUGAUAUUUUGGAAGGCAUAGUAAAACCAAACACAACCACAGGGGUCACCUAUAAGCAACUACCUGUUAGAUGGAUGCUUCAUAAUGGGUACCCAGUUCCUAUGGAUAUGCUUCAGAGUGUUGAUGGGAUGGCUGCAUCCGCAGGUGAAAAUUCAGCUCAUGGAGGAAGUACUCCAAAUGCUGGAUCCGAGGGACAGUCCUUUGCUGGAGACUUUUGGAAGGAUGUCAAGUGUCAUGUUGAGGUGAAGAAGGACGCUUUAAAACAUAAUUUUAUAACGUUAAACGACUUAUCUGAGCGGACUAGCCCUGGCGUGUUCCAGCAAUAUAAAUAUUUCCUUGGAAGGGCCUGUAAGCAGUGGUUACGAGAAGCUAGAACACAAGCUGUAGAUUUUCUGAUUUUAUUGCUAGCUGGAAUCUGCUUAGGAACAAUUGCCAAAGUGCGCGAUGAAACCUUUGGUGCACUUGGUUAUACAUACACAGUCAUAUCAGUUUGUUUGGGCCGAGACAGGAUAACCCGAAUUGAAAGGUCAUGACUCUCGGACAGUAAUGAUUCCUCUGGCGAGUUGGCUCUCAGCCCAAAAGAGUGCUGAUUCGACCGACUCCCUAUAAGAGUAGGACUAUUAAAGGAUCAGGCUGAGGUGUGGCUUGGUCAUGUCGUAAGUGAAUUAAAAUUGCUAAGGAUCAUGAUAGGUUCUGACAAGAUUCGAAUUGUUGUAAAGAUCAGAAUGUAUGCUUGAUCAGAUGAGGAUGAAUCAAGUGCAUAAGGGGACUAGGUUCAGAACCCUGGUUCAAGACAAAGAGGCCGAGACUGGAUUGAAAUUGAGUUCAGCUAAAGAAGGGAUUAAGGGAUAAAGAGAGAGUAUCCUAAGUAAAUGCCGAGUAGGCAUAGUCCUGUCAGGCUUCUACCUCGGCAGACCUGUUUAUCACAAAGUUCACCUUUAUAAAUAGAAGAGGUUUUGCAAUGUGAAAAGCCCCUUCAACUCAACAAACAAUUCAAAACGCUCUCAUAACCCUGAGAAAAAUACUCACUAUCCUAACCCUCUGAUCAACACAUCUUCAGUUUGGUAAGUAAAAACAACACUAUGUUGACAACUGGUGACAUCUUGAGCUUGGAUAAGUAAACAACACUAGGGCCGUAGAAUCAAACGAUUCAGGAGCAUCUUCAGUUUGGACAAGUAAAUAACACCGUUUCUUUUUGGUUCGUUAUCUAUCCAAGUCUUGGCAAGUGAAGAGUUCUUAAUUCUUUCGUCCAAAGAGGUCACUUCAUUAGCUUCUUAGUGAAGUGAAGUGUUCUAUGAUCUGUUACUCUUGUGCACUUCAUAGUUCAACAUUCAGACGGCUGAACCACGUUCACCAUAAAGACACUCAUUUCCUUUGAGUGUCUUUGUCCCUACAGUUUGAGACCGAUUCGGCGCACUUUUUUCUCAUGAAUAUGGUUGAAGCAGCCGAACCUGUUACACAAGAUCUUGAUAAUUAGCAACCUUGUCCUGAGGUUUUAGAACCCUGGGCCAAGAGGUGUUCCUUCCUCGGUCGUAGUUUCUCAAGUGCAGAAAUCAGCAGCCACUCCACACCACCAUCACAUCUAUUCUACUUGCCCGACCGAGCUCGGUCACGAGGUGGCACGCUCGCAUUCACAAGGACGUAGUUAGCUCAACAGUUACUCGACCUGAUUGCCCCAUAAGCUUUGCAAUUUUUAGGGUCAACAGUAUCUCACCAUUUUGGCCUCCCAUACUCACUGGAAACCUGACUCUCUCUUUGCCAACCUUUUUAUGUCUAUUUCCCAUAUUCUUUUCUAAUUUUCGUUGUAUUAACAAGUGGUGUUAUGGUGAGUGCUUUUCAGCCUAUGGCUAUGGAAGGUGGGGUAGUUGUUAACGACUGAUAGGAAAAAAAUUACUGGGCUUUUACUAAACAAAUGUGUAUGAGGGUAAAUUUCUAUUUACGUUAACUGAAAACUGUUUGAAGGAAGUUAAACUAUAGAUCUGAAUCAUCGAUCAAGUGGAUGAUCGUUUGGAUGUGUGUUCUCAAUUGACAGUCUGCAACAUUCUUGUUAGCACUGGAUUUCUUGUGAAAAAAACAUUACCCUGUAGUUGUUUGCCUGGCGUUAUGUAUUUUUGGAAAUUGACGUGUUUGACACCCACAUUCGUGUCCAAUCACUACUCAUGCUCGUGUCCUGAAAUCAUAGCUUUUUACCUAGACAUAUUUGUAGACAUCGAAAUUUCGGUGAAAUGAAUGUUAACCAAUAAUUAAAAUUUCAACGCUUACGUGUCACAUAAAUUUUACAUGU